GCAUACCUGCAAACAAAACGAAGCUUAAAAAUUAAAAAAAAAUUGCACCUGAGGGCUGGGUGAGAUCUCGGGGGUUAAGGCACCCGAGGGCUGGUGAGAUCUCGGGGUAAGGCACCUGAGGGCUGGUGAGAUCUCUCUCAGGGGUUAAGGCACCUGAGGGCUGGUGAGAUCUCGGGGUAAGGCACCUGAGGGCUGGUGAGAUCUCUCUCAGGGUAAGGCUACUGCUGCCCUUCUAGAGGACACAUAUGGAAUACAUUUACACACACACACAAUUUUUUCUUUGCUUUUUUAAAGACAGGGUUUCUCUGUAUAGUUUUGGAACCUGCCCUGAAACUUGCUCUAUAGACCAUAGACCAAGCUGGCCUUGAACUCAGAGAUCCUCCUGCCUCUGCCACCUGAGUGCUGGAAUUAAAGGCAUAUACCACCACCACCCAUCUUGAGACUCUGUCUCCAAAACAAAAACCAAAACAAAUAAAAAUUUACAAAGACGGUGUACCAUAGUGUCACUUGACAUUGUUGGCUGUCCAAUAAUUCCUCUUUGCACUUUGGAACUUCCUUUUGAUUAUGGUAUUUGAGGGGCAUGGUACCUAACCUAGACAAACUGAAGAGGGAAGGUCCUAGGCCAGGCAGUGGUGGCGCUCACCUUUAAUCCCAGCACUUGGGAGGCAGAGGCAGGUGGAUCUCAGUGAGUUUGAGGCCAGCCUGGUCUACAAAGCAAGUUCCAGGACAGCCUGGACUGUUACACAGAGAAACCCUGCUUUGAAAAACAAAAACAAAACAAACAAAAAAUGGAAAAGAAAAAAAGGGAAAGGUCCUUCCUUCUACCUCUAGCUACCUCGAUGUAAGGAGAUGCCUUAGCUCGAUGAACAACCACUCUGAUAUGGCAGCCCCACAUGUGGCUGGUGUAUGACACGGACUUGGGCACCCAAGACAAUAGUGUCCUCUUCCAGUGGCUCCUCUAGCCUCAGCUGAGGUCUAGAGUGAGGCUGGAUGACUAAGGAUGUAAGGAAGGUGACUUUUUUUUUGCUGCCUUCCCCUCAACAGAAGAGAGGCUGCCUCAAGCGCAACAGCCCUUAGCUCCCUGCACUCUGCACCGUCAUAGGCUCUGCCAGGGCCUGCAGCUGACACUUCAUGGAUGUAGUAGCCACAUGGAAGCUUCAGGGUCCCAUUGAGUCAGGGUGCCUAUAGUAGGUCUGCUGUAGGAAUUCCUGCAGCCGGUAGCCUUUAAGUUACCCGCCUACUUGGGCGAGGCCUCUUAUACUAUUUAUGCCGAUAUAAAGUGCACAUCUGGCCUCUUUUCCUGUUGUUGUUCUCCAUUCAGCAGAGGAUUGUGCCUUGUGAGUCUACCCCUAAAUAAAUAGUUCUGAGCUAGUAGUGUGGGAUUUCUUUUACGCAUCUGUUGCAGGAGGUCCUUCCGCCCCUCCAACCAAUAGCUGCUGUGAUACCAGCCCAUUGGGGCGUGGUCUCUCUCCCUUUAAAAAAGCAGCUAUUUCCUCUGCUCGCUCUCUUCACUUCCUGCUCCGCCGGAGACUAGACUCCCUUCCUGGUUGUGCAGAUGGCUGUUGUCUGGGACGGUGAUCUCCUUGGGGAGCAGUACUACAAAGAUGCCAUGGAACAGUGCCACAAUUACAAUGCCCGCCUCUGUGCUGAGCGCAGUGUGCGCCUGCCUUUCUUGGACUCCCAGACCGGAGUAGCCCAGAGCAAUUGUUAUAUCUGGAUGGAAAAGCGACACCGUGGACCAGGAUUGGCCUCUGGACAGUUGUAUUCCUACCCUGCCCGGCGCUGGCGGAAAAAGCGUCGAGCCCACCCACCUGAGGAUCCCAGGCUUUCCUUUCCGUCUAUUAAACCAGACACGGACCAGAGCCUGAAGAAAGAGGGACUUAUCUCUCAGGAUGGCAGCAGUUUAGAGGCUCUGUUACGUACUGACCCCCUGGAGAAGCGAGGCGCUCCAGAUCCCCGUGUUGAUGAUGACAGCCUGGGAGAGUUUCCUGUCACCAACAGUAGAGCGCGGAAGCGGAUCCUGGAACCUGAUGACUUCCUAGAUGACCUUGAUGAUGAAGACUAUGAAGAAGAUACUCCAAAGCGUCGGGGGAAGGGGAAAUCCAAGAGUAAGGGUGUGAGCAGUGCCCGGAAGAAACUGGAUGCUUCCAUCCUAGAGGACCGGGAUAAGCCCUAUGCCUGUGACAAUAGUUUCAAACAAAAGCAUACCUCGAAAGCGCCCCAGAGAGUUUGUGGAAAACGCUACAAGAACCGACCAGGCCUCAGUUACCACUAUGCCCAUUCCCACCUGGCUGAGGAGGAAGGAGAGGACAAAGAAGACUCUCAGCCACCCACUCCUGUUUCCCAGAGGUCUGAGGAGCAAAAAUCCAAAAAAGGACCUGAUGGUUUAGCCCUGCCCAACAACUACUGUGACUUCUGCCUGGGGGACUCAAAAAUCAACAAGAAGACAGGACAGCCUGAGGAACUAGUGUCCUGCUCUGACUGUGGCCGCUCAGGGCACCCGUCCUGCCUGCAGUUCACCCCUGUGAUGAUGGCAGCUGUGAAGACCUACCGCUGGCAGUGCAUCGAGUGCAAGUGCUGCAACCUCUGCGGCACCUCGGAGAAUGACGACCAGCUGCUUUUCUGUGAUGAUUGUGACCGUGGCUACCACAUGUACUGUCUCACCCCAUCCAUGUCUGAGCCUCCUGAAGGAAGCUGGAGCUGCCACCUGUGUCUGGAUCUGCUGAAGGAGAAAGCGUCCAUCUACCAGAACCAGAACUCCUCCUGAUGUGCAACCCAGCUCCUCACACAUCUAAGGCUGUUGCUCUCCUCCACCUUGGUUUUCAUGCCCCUCCUCCUUUUCUUUCAUUCUGGUAGUCCUGCCAACCUGCCUUUGGCAACAUUGCAGGGAGGUGGCAACUCUUGACUGCCUCUGGCCCCAUGCCCUCAGGGAGUAAGGAGCAGCACGCUGCCCCAGGACUGACCUGUGGGCCCAACUUCUCUCUGCUCUCCAGGAAGUGCAUUCACUCUGCUUGCCUUGGCCAAGUCCCUGGUAAUCACAGGGUUCAGAUGGGGUCCUCUGAGGAGGAAUAUGAGAGCAGCUCACUUGUCUCAGGCCUAGCUUAGCCCCCCACCUCGGGUUUCCAAAAGCCCCAGGGGUAAGCUAGGCCUGGCCUUUGCUAGGAGCAACUGGAGUGAUCAGGCUGAAGUGGCACUUGUUAGGACCUUUUCAUACCCCUUGUUCUGCUUCACUUUGCCUCUGCCAAAGCAGUCCUCUGUCCUCUGUUUUGCUUCAUGGGUCCUGUGCUCGAAAUGGGAUGCUCUCAGACACCGUCUGGCUCUGUCCUGUCCUUCCUAGUCCCAGAGACAAGCAGCUGCACCUGUUUUUCCUGCGCUUGGCUGACUCAUCCACAUUUCCCAUCCUCAGAACUUCGUGUCUUCUGCCUCCUUCCUUAUUCCCUUUUGUUUUGUGGGGAGAGGGACAAUGUCAGUGGCUGUGCCAGCAGCUUGGGGGCCACAAGGAGAAGUUGGAUAAUGUGCCUGUUUUUUAACUCGAUAAAAAAGCCUACCUCCAAAAUCCCCUUUUCAUUCUUCCUGGACCUGGACAUUCAGCGUCCUGCCCUUAACUGAAUCAGGAGCCUUUGCCUCCUGCCUGUGUAUCCUGGCUCUUGGGUCACAGGGAGGUCCCCAUUCCUUGCAUGCUAGCUAGCAGCUGGUAAAGUCUUCACACCCUGAUUUUUCUGUUUCCUGCUUAGUGGCACUGACAUUAAGUAGGAGGGAACAGUCCAUGCCAGGACACUCUGGAAUGGCCUUCCUCCUAGGCUUGUGGGCAGGCCCUAACUGUUGUUUUCUGCAAAGUUGAGGCCCCCUCCUCCCAUCUUUAGUUCCUGUAUUCAAAUCAUUAGUAAAAAUAAACAUUUUUACACAGA
Messenger RNA from Alexandromys fortis (reed vole), 3908 nucleotides. RefSeq names its product double PHD fingers 2 (gene Dpf2). The record is from RefSeq and is a predicted model, not a curated record. NCBI's taxonomy places the organism in Eukaryota, Metazoa, Chordata, Mammalia, Rodentia, Cricetidae. The coding region runs from base 1556 to 2767 and encodes 403 amino acids. Gene Ontology annotation, biological process: positive regulation of transcription by RNA polymerase II. Gene Ontology annotation, molecular function: histone H3K4 methyltransferase activity; histone binding; transcription coactivator activity. The transcript is spliced from 12 exons. Gene Ontology annotation, cellular component: nucleus; MLL3/4 complex.